Molecule: messenger RNA, 5513 nt
Organism: Sitodiplosis mosellana (orange wheat blossom midge)
Lineage: Eukaryota; Metazoa; Arthropoda; Insecta; Diptera; Cecidomyiidae
Product: putative ATP-dependent RNA helicase TDRD12
Exons: 17
Coding region: 109-5259 (1716 amino acids)
Biological process (GO): transposable element silencing; germ-line stem cell division
Molecular function (GO): ATP binding; nucleic acid binding
Source: RefSeq, a predicted model, not a curated record
GAAUCGAAAAUUGCAACCGAUGAUUUUUAUGCUGUAGAAAAUGCGCAGCAGUUUUAGUGUGUCUAUGAAAUAAAGCAAAUAGGAAGUGAACAUCAAGGGAAAUUAAAAAUGAGUUCUUUUAGCUCAAAUCAAAUUAAAAUUACGCAUAUCAUAAAUGCGCACUUGUUUUGGUUCAAAUACGUGCCGGAUCCAGAUGCAGAUGAAAAAAUUGCGGCGAUCGAAAGCGCGAUUGAACAAUUUGUAGUCGAAAAUGGUUUCGAUGUAUAUGCCGAACGAAGCAAUGGGAAAUAUCGUCUCGAAACGAUUGUGGGAGUAUUUUUGGUGUCAGAAAAGAAGUGGAUUCGCGGUGAAGUUGAUGUGAGCGGCGGUGAGCCGGCAGUAGAGGACGAGAUAAUUAUCUGGGCAACCGAUUAUGGCAUUCCGGUGAAAACAACCCUUGACAAAGUUGUUCUUUUGAGUGUCGAACUCAAGAAACAGUGCUAUGAAACACCAUCGAAUAUUUUACAAGGCGGUAUAUGUAAUAUCGCGCCGGCUUCAUUGAAAGUCAAUACGCAGAAAGAAGUGCGCGUUUUGGAGGACACAAAAUGGGGCCCAAAUGUAAUCGAUGCUAUGGAACAAAUGAAGUUAUACUCAAAAGUUACGCUUCACUUUGAACAGAAAUUUGAUAUCAACGACCACGUGUUUGGACACUUAACACUGCAACGGCAAAAUAAUGAUGGAAAAAAAUCAUUCGCCAACAUAUUGAUCACGGCUUAUAAAAAUGCCAUUGACGUGAUAGAGCAAAAAUUUAAGCGCGACAUUGCCGCAAGCGACACAAUAAAAAUCAAACGCUGGCUCGACAACAAUGGCCACAUUAAUUGCAUCGACAAUUGCAACAGUAAAAGCAUUUCAAUAUCAAGCCCAUCCAGCUUCUACUCAAAUUCCGCCAGUUCUACUCCAAAAACGGGUGGAUCAUCGCAGAAAACCGACAAUUCGUCGUCAAAAGAUAUCAAAACGUCUCCGAAGGAGGAGAAAACUGCGCCAAAAGAAAUUGACCAAAACAAAUUAUUGCGAAAAGUCUCACGUAUGCAGUUGAUGUCAACAAUUCAGAGGGUUCAGGCUUUGGCAAAUACACCUGAAACCGCCUCAUCCCUCGAUUCGCAAUCAUUGCAAAAGAUGGAAGUAAAAUCAAAAAAAAAUUCAGAAUCCACGCAGUCAACAUCGUCGAUGCAAUCAAAACCGUCGGUUCAAUCGAAGCAAUCAACACAACCAACGCCGUCAACGGCAUCGUCUAUCACGCAAAGCUUACCAUUGGCACAAAUCGAAGAAGCCAGCCUGUUCAACAAAAUCCAGAGCGUACCAGUUUUUGUUCGAAACAACGUUGAGAAGCCAAUCGAAUCGAUCAAAUCGGCACCAUUCACCUCCGCUGUCCACACUGGCAUGAAGAAGAUGAAUUUGCAAGAGACGUACUUAAUCCAAGGAUACGCAUGGCCAAAUCUGUUGCGUGGAAACUCCAUGAUUUUGGUUGACUCACAAAAUCGUGGCAAAACUAUGGCUUAUCUGCCGGCGCUAUGUUCAAUGGUUCAGAGAGAAUUCGAAAAUGCUGAAGCAGAAAGAGGCGACAAGAACAAGCCACGUUCGAAAAUGGGUGCAACGGCAAUAAUUGUUUGCCUAACGUCAAAUGUGAAGAAAAUUGCAGACGAUUGUCGCACAAUUUUGCAAAUGCCGUCAUUCAAAAGCAACGUCGUCGAAGCCAUUGGAACACGUGAUGCUGUCAGUGUGACGGUUAAACUCUAUAAUGGUUGCAAUAUUUUGGUAGCAACUGCACCGUGUCUCGUAGAUUUGAUUACGAAGUCGGAACAUAUAUUCAAAAGCGACCGGCUCAAGUGCAUUGCAUUUGAAAAUCUGGACUGUAUCAUGGAAAAACAGCCAGACAUAGUCAAUUUCAUCGUUAAGAAUCUCUGCUCGCGAAAAUCAUACAAAGGUGGCAUGCGGCAAUUUAUUGUCACAUCGCGCACAUGGCAAUCCACAUUGCUCAAGUUCAUGAAUGAACGUGAUGUUGCUGACUCAGUGCUCGUCAUUGGCAACUAUUUGGAAGCCGCAUUUUGCGCUGGUGUUUUGAUGCACUUCAGACUGUGCAAGAAUGAAGUCAAACUGGACAUUUUAACAGAGCACAUCCAAACGAUAUCCUAUCGCACGGAACGUACAAUGGUUGUGUGCAACAGCAGCACCGAAGCUGAGCAAGUCACCAAACACCUCGAUUCGAAGAACAUACCGUAUGAAUGGGCCAAAGAUAUUGAAUCGAAUUAUGCACAAGCUAAAAUCAAGUCAUUCUGGGGCAAAGUUGAAGGCAUUCUCAUUUGCACCGAUGCACAUUUACCCGGAUUGGAAAUCAAAAACGUACAACAUAUUCUGCAUUUCAGCGUUCCCACAAAAGAGUUCCGCUCAUUCUUGUCACGCCAUUCAACAUUGUUGGACUUCUAUGACGAAGGCCGAAAUAAAGAGAAAGCCACGUCAACCAUAUUCCUUGAUGACGAUAACUUUGCACAGUUACCCAAACUCGUGGAAUUGCUCACACGUGAUGGACAGCAAGUGCCAAAGCAAGUCAUGGAACUAAGCCAGAGUGCUCGCAUGAUGAACAAAAGGGACAAAGCUAAAAAACAACGCUUUCAAUCGAUUUGCAACUUCGUUUUUAUGCAUGGCGUCACUGAACAUCAAGCGAUGUGUUCUCAUCGUCAUUUGUUGUUGCCGUCUGACAUUUUGGACGAUUCAGAGCCGAUGGCGAGUGGUCAUUUACGGUUCAAUGUACUGAAAAUCAUCAGUCCAACCGAAUAUAUUGUUCGACCAACGGAACUCAAAGCGGGGGAACAUGGAACAUGGCGAACAAUUAACAAUUCUGAUGAAUUCGAUGAUGUCAAUGCAAAAAUGCAAGCUUACUACAAAGACACUAUCAACCAAAAGGUGUUGCACACAUUGGAAUUAGGCCAAAAGUGUGUUGUUCAGUGCCAUGAAAUAUUCUAUCGAGCUGAAAUCAUUGAAAUAUACGAAAAACGAAAAGUCACCGAUGUUGACAUAUUCGAGGUGCGUUUCAUCGAUACUGGUGAAGUUGAACGUCGUAAUGCGUUCGAAAUCUUUACGCUUGACGAACAAUUCCAAGCUCUUCCCAAUCAAGCAUAUCACUUGCACUUGACCAGCAUAAUUCCAGCCGACAAAGAAGAUGACUGGGAUCCAUGCCUGUGUGAAAAAGUCCGCCAAUAUUUGAGUGAAUUGAACGCAAAUGAUAAUGAUUCAAUUUACGAGGCAACCAUUGUGUUUACGCUACGCAAUACAAUCAUUGUCGAUGUGAUGCGACUCACCGGUCUCAAGCGUGGCAUUAUCCAUUGUUCGAUCAAGUCAUACUUACAACGAAGAAAAUAUGCCAUUUCAUCGAGCGCUAGCCGGGACAAAGUUGUCGAAAUGGCCAAGGCAGUCGGUGUUAAAAUUAUUGCCGAAUCACCGCCAAAGGUAAACCCAACCUCUGAACCAUCAGCCAAAGCAAACAUAAAUUCGAAAGUUGGAAAUGAAAAAGAAACAACAUAUUCGCGCAAUGAAUCCAGCGAUGCUCUCAUAUCAUUUGAUGACUCGGGCAGCGAAUCAAUUUCACAGGACGAAAGUACCGACAAGUGGGAAUGCCCGUGGAAAAUUCAACACAAAUCUGUCAUCAUCUCACAGUUUAACAGUCCAAAUGAUUUCUAUGUGGUUCUGCAAUCCGAAAAGCGGAAGCAAAUGUAUGAUACGAUUAGUGAACACAUGACCAAUACAUCAUUCAAUGAUUCCAUGGGCUGUCCGGAUGUGUACAAAUAUUGCUUGGUACUCGUGGCCGAUGGCUAUGAACGCGCCAAAGUCAUUGAGGUCAUUUACGGCGAAGAUAUCCAAUUGAAAGUGUUCCUGGUUGACACUGGCUUCUGCCCAAUAGUUGAUAUUUCCAACGUCUACGAUAUUCCAGACAAUCUCAUUCAAAUGCUCCCAUUCCAGGCAAUUUGGUGUAAUUUGGUUGGAAUCAAACCAGCUGAAAAUGCUGGAUGUGAAGUUGCUCAAUGGAAUGAACAACAUAUUGACGCAAUUUACGAGGCAAUCGAUGGAUAUGGCAACGACCUGGUUUUACAUACGGUUUCCACGGAUAAAUCGGUCAAAUCGAAAAUUGCCGACACAAAUUUUGUGCGUCACGACAUCGUCUUACUGGCUAUACCAGACGAAGAUCAGCAAAUUAAUAUGAACCAAUUGCUUGUGGCACAAGAGUUGGCUGAUUUUGAUCCAAGCACACGACACUCAUUGGAUAAUGUUCCAAUUUUGGUGAGUGACGACAAUGAUGACGACAGUGAAAGCGAUUGGGAUGAUGAAUGUAAAGCUUAUGGCAACGAACAACAAAAGAAAUGGGUCAUGGUUGAUAAUCCACCAAAUAGAACGGAAUCGCCGGAAAGUGACAUCAGCAAUGAUUUUGAGAAAAUCAAUGAGCUUCUGAACGAUGACUCAUUCAUGCAAGAAGCAGAAGAUUUUCUCCGUGAUUUGUGCAAAUCCAACAAAGAAGGUGGUGAACAAAAUGGCACAGAGCCCGAAAUAGAGCAAAAGUCAGCAAUGAAAGUCGAUGAUUCCACAAUUAAACCACAAAUGGAAUCAAAAUCAAAAAUUGAAUGGAACAACAACAAGUUGGAUAAUGGCUAUGCGUCGACAAGCAAUGGAUCGAGCGAAGGAAGUGAAAAUUCAACGGAUUGUCAAAUUGAAAAUUCAAGUGAAGACUCCGGCAAUCCAGGUGAUCGGCAUCAAUUGGAAUACGUAUACAAACGUCCACGCGUCUUCUGGUGGCAAACCGAUGAAAUGAUUGUAUUGAAAAUCAGUGCACACGACAACGUGAAAUAUGGACUCGAAGUCACAUCUGAACAGCUGGUUUAUGGUACCAUUGAAAAUGACGAGAAAAUUGUGGCAAUCAUACAUUUCUUUGGCUGUGUGGACUAUAAGCUCACAACUCACGAAUUACGAGGCGUUUACGUUGUGGUACGUUUGCGGAAAUCAUGCCCAAUCAAGUGGCCACGAUUACAACACACAGCUCAGAAAUGCACAUGGGUUGUUCAAAACAUCGAUGCCUUCAAGUCUGAAGAAUUUUAUGACGAUGCCAUCGAAAAAUUGGAAAAAAUAAAAAUCGAUAGUGACUCAGACGAAGAGUCCAAUGAUAAUGUUGUACCAGCAGGAGCCCAUUUGGAUCUCGAAGAUGACGACGAUUCGUUUGACGAGCAUUCAGAAUGAGCUCCCUUCUAAAAUGUCACUGUUUACAAGUGUUUCGAAAUUUCAUCAUCGCAGGCGUUUCAAUAUCGCUUUGAGUGCAAAAUCCGAAGACGGAAAUGAAUUCUAUGUUCUUUGCGUUUUGAAAAUUGUUGUGAAACUAAACCAUAAAAAACAUAUAUUUCGUUACAAAAACAAUCAAAGUUUAUACAAAAACAUUAUUUCCAUUAUUAAAAAGUGAACUUUUCCCAUUAGAGUUCAUAGCGUAAAAAUUAAAA